Molecule: messenger RNA, 7907 nt
Organism: Oncorhynchus keta (chum salmon)
Lineage: Eukaryota; Metazoa; Chordata; Actinopteri; Salmoniformes; Salmonidae
Product: anion exchange protein 2-like
Exons: 25
Coding region: 499-4314 (1271 amino acids)
Biological process (GO): transmembrane transport; regulation of intracellular pH; monoatomic anion transport
Cellular component (GO): apical plasma membrane; plasma membrane; basolateral plasma membrane
Molecular function (GO): solute:inorganic anion antiporter activity; monoatomic anion transmembrane transporter activity
Source: RefSeq, a predicted model, not a curated record
CUUGUCAGAGGGCUAGAGGAGAAAGACUAACCGAUGGGGGCUUGAAUUUGGGGGAGGGUUUGAAACAUUAGUUGGUGCUCAAUGGUUGCGAGUGUAGAGUGUGCGCGUGUCGUGUGUUAAGGGGAGAGCCAAGACAGGAAUACAGAACUAACCACAAUCUCCCUCACUCUUCAUCCCUUACACACACACGCUCUCCCCCACAAACAGAUGCACACACUCCCUCUUCUCGGCGUUCUCUCCCUCUCACUGCCUUUCUGAAUUCAGUGGGAUUUGACUCGGUCACUACGAUGUUUGCUGUUGCUGGAAGCUCUCUGCAGUGAGCACGCUGAGCGUCACAAGUGUCGCCAUAAGAUGGACCACCAAAGACGAAACCAUACCUCAAGCAACAUUUUGUAGUUAUGCUCCCCAAAAGUCCUCCGUUGAGUAAGAAAGAGAGUGAAAAGGGCUAAGGACUGCUUCGCAACAUACUGCCCUGACCUUGUGAUCCGCAACGGAGCCAUGAGCAACCCUAAGGAUGCCAGCGACACCAACACUAUGACCACAGCCACCUCAGCUCCAUCGGCCCCUUCCAGGCGGAGUGAAGAUGAUGAUGAUGACCUGAACAAGACCCUGGGGGUGCAGCUCUUCCAGCAGAUCCUCCACCCACCGGCCCGUGGACCCCCAGAGAAACACCGGGCCUACAACGAGGAAGACUUUGAGUACCACCGCCACUCCUCCCACCACAUCCACCACCCGCUGUCCAAACUACCCCCAGAAAGGAGGAAGAAGAAGAGCAAGAAGAAGGAAGCGGGAUGGAGGAGAGGAUCCGGGCCUGGCGGAGCACUCAACAUAGAGGAGGACGAGGAAGAGGAGGACGCAGAUGAGUCCUACAGCCAGAACGAUGGAGAGGGGGGGCAGACCACCACACCCACACCUGAUACUGACACGGACACACACAACGAGGUUGUGCAGUUCUUCGUGUCUGAGGAUGACCCUGCCAGUGCCACUCCUGCCCCCGGGCACAGCAAGGGUGGCAGUGCCACCCUUACCAGACGCCUCACCAUCGUACCUGAGACUGCCCUGGGUACCAACAUGCCAGAGGAUGCCACGGAUGAGCCAGUGGACUCAGUGUUGGCCCCCAACAAAGGGAGGAAUGGUCUAUCCUCUGGCCCCUCCCGGGAGUCCCACAACCCCUCCACACGGGGCUCCACACCUCCCUCCUCCUCCGCCUCCUCUUCCUCCUCCAGGACACCGCCCCCCGGCAGCCGCGGCUACGACCUGCAGGAGCGCCGGCGCUCGGGCAACAUGACGGGCGGGCAGCAGGAGCGCCACCAGCGCCAGGCCACCGACGACAGCGAGGCCCAGAUGCUGGGGUCCGCCGACCUGGAUGGCAUCAAGAGUCACAGGUUCGAGGAUGUGCCUGCGGUGCGCCGUCACCUGGUCAGGAAGAGCAACAAGGGUCAGGUGGUGCACAUCGGCAAAGACCACAAGGAGCCUAGUGCCCACUGCUGCAAGUUGGACCGUACCCCACAUGAGCCAGUGCUUGAGUAUCGGUCCUCCUCGCAUUCGGACAGAAUGGUUCGCUUGGAGUUCGUGGGUCGUAUGGCACGGCACCAGAAGGUGUUUGUGGAGCUGAACGAGUUGGUGAUGGAUAAGAACCAGGAGUUGCAGUGGCGGGAGACGGCCCGCUGGAUCAAAUUUGAGGAGGACGUGGAGGAGGAGACGGACCGCUGGGGCAAACCCCACGUUGCCUCGCUCUCCUUCCGUAGUCUUCUGGAGCUCCGCAAGACCAUCUCCCACGGUGCGGUGCUGCUGGACCUGAACCAGCACACCUUGCCUGGCAUUGCCCAUCAGGUGGUGGAGCAGAUGAUAAUCUCUGACCAGAUCAAAGUGGAGGACCGGGCCAAUGUCCUCAGAGCCCUACUACUCAAACACAGUCACCCGAGCGACGAGAAAGAACACAGCUCUUUCACGCAGAACAUCUCUGCCGCCAGCCUGGCCUCCCUGAUGGUGAACCACCACAGCAGCAGCAACCACAUAGGCCAAGCCGAGCCCUCUGCCAUUGAUCCCGUCGUAGGUGGAGGAGAGGCCGCCUGCAUCCUUCCAGACACCCGCAUUGACAUGGAGAAGAGCGAGAAAGACAGUCCUCCCAAAUUGGGCAUGCACAGGUCCAAGUCCAAACAUGAGCUCAAGUUGCUGGAGAAGAUUCCGGAAAAUGCAGAGGCCACCGUCGUCCUCGUAGGCACCGUGGCCUUCCUGGAGCAGCCAUCCAUGGCAUUUGUGCGUCUGCAGGAAGCCGUGCUGCUGGAGUCUGUGCUGGAGGUGCCCGUCCCUGUACGUUUCCUCUUCCUUCUAAUGGGCCCGCCCAUCGCCAACAUCGACUACCACCAGAUCGGCCGCUCCAUCUCCACACUUAUGUCUGACAAGCACUUCCACGAGGCGGCGUACAUGGCGGACGAGCGGCAGGAUCUGCUGAACGCCAUCAACAGCUUUCUGGACUGUAGCAUUGUGCUGCCGCCGUCUGAGGUGGCUGGCGAGGAGCUGCUUCGCUCGGUGGCCCGCUUCCAGAGAGAGAUGCUCCACAAGAGAGAGGAGCAGCAGGGCAAGAAGCUCAAGGUCAAAGAGCCCAAGAGCCCAAAGGAUAAAGCUCUGCAGGCACCCUUCAAACCUGGGGAUGACCCUCUGCGCCGGUCGGGCCACCUGUUUGGGGGGCUGAUCAGUGACGCCGCACGGCGCUACCCCAAAUAUGCCAGUGACUUCCGUGAUGCACUCAACCCCCAGUGCAUGGCUGCCAUCAUCUUCAUUUACUUCGCUGCUCUGUCGCCCGCUGUCACCUUUGGAGGACUGCUGGGUGAGAAAACGGGGGGGUUGAUUGGCGUGUCGGAGCUGAUCAUCGCCACGGCGAUGCAGGGGGUCAUCUUUUCCCUCCUGGGGGCACAGCCUCUGCUGGUGGUGGGCUUCUCUGGACCCCUCCUGGUUUUUGAGGAGGCCUUCUACUCAUUCUGCAAUGCCAACCAUAUAGAGUACUUGACGGGCCGGGUGUGGAUUGGCUUCUGGCUGGUGCUCAUCGUGGUCAUCAUAGUGGCCUUUGAAGGUAGCUUCCUGGUCCGCUUCGUCACGCGCUUCACCCAGGAGAUCUUCUCCUUCCUCAUCUCCCUCAUCUUCAUCUACGAGACCUUCUCGAAACUGGGCAAGAUCUUUCAAGAGCAUCCUCUCCAACGCUGUUACCUGGUCAACGACACAUGGACAUCCUCAUCAUGCAACAACACUGUGGUUGGCGUGCCUGGCAAGGUGGUGGGGGAGCCCAACACAGCCCUCCUGACGUUGGUGCUAAUGUCCGGAACGUUCUUCAUUGCGUUUUACCUGCGCAAGUUCAAGAACAGUUCCUUUUUCCCAGGCAAGCUCCGUAGGAUGAUUGGAGACUUCGGGGUUCCCAUCGCGAUUCUCAUCAUGGUGUUGGUGGACUACAGCAUAAAAGACACCUACACCCAGAAGCUAAGCGUGCCCACAGGCUUCUCGGUGACCAGUCCUGAAAAGCGUCAGUGGCUGAUCCCCCCGCUGGGCUCGGACGGACAGUUCCCUGUCUGGAUGAUGGCCACCAGCAUCUUACCUGCCCUGCUCGUCUUCAUCCUCAUCUUCAUGGAGACACAGAUCACCACGCUGAUAGUCAGUAAAAAGGAACGGAUGCUGUUGAAGGGCUCCGGCUUCCACCUGGACCUGCUCAUCAUCGUGGCCAUAGGUGGGGUUUCGGCCCUGUUCGGUCUGCCCUGGUUGGCCGCCGCCACAGUGCGUUCUGUUACCCACGCAAACGCCCUCACCGUCAUGAGCAAGGCGGUGGCCCCCGGCGACAAGCCCCGUAUCCAUGAAGUGAAAGAGCAGAGGGUGACGGGCUUCCUCGUAGCUCUGUUUGUCGGUUUGUCCAUUGUGAUCGGAGAUCUCCUGCGUCAGAUCCCCAUCGCUGUGCUCUUUGGGAUCUUCCUCUACAUGGGCGUCAUGUCCCUCAACGGUAUCCAGCUCACCGAGCGCAUGUUGCUGCUUUUGAUGCCUCCCAAGUAUCAUCCUGACCACACUUAUGUCCGCAAGGUGAGGACCCUGCGCAUGCAUCUGUUCACGGGGAUCCAGCUGGUGUGUCUGGCGGCACUGUGGACAGUCAUGUCCACCGUGGCUUCGCUGGCCUUCCCCUUCGUCCUCAUCCUCACCGUGCCCAUCAAAUGGUUCCUAUUGCCCCGCAUUUUCACCACGCGCGAGAUGCAGUGCUUGGAUGCAGAUGACGCAGAACCUAAGUUUGAUGAGAGGGAGGGACAGGAUGAGUACACAGAGAUGGUGCCAACGUGAUGGACAUUCUGCCAACCAAUAUACACCCUAGCCCUACAGUAUACUCCAGGAAGUUGCUCCAAACCAAAUCCUUUGUUUGUUCACCUGAUAUUUUAUAACGCUUCACUGAUGGUUGGAAAGGUUUUACUCAUUUUUUAAAUUGAACUGUCUUGAAAGCUUUUUAGGGUCCCAACUCCCACAUCAUAUAUUUUUUUUGUCUAUUUUCACUAUAUUGCUUUUUGGAAGGUGUAUUUGUCCUUCAAAAAUAAUUUGAGUUACUAUGUUGAUUCAUGUUUUUAGGUAUCUUUGGGGUGUGUUUUAAUGUCAGGUGGGAGUUUGAAUUGCUAUGUGUCAAAGACUAGAGCCCAAUUCCAAGUCUCCACCUUCUGCGCAAAGUGUGCAUCGGAAUUGGGCUUUUAGCAGAAACCACAUCCUCUGAGGUCAUGACCUAAGAAGAAGCACUUUAUUACGAUAGGAUCAGUACAGAUGUACUAUACAUCACAUUGUACUGAUGAAUAUAUACAUGUACAACAUAGUCAUAGACGAACAUUUACCAUUCAGUCUAGUUCCCACGGUUAGGCGUAUCAUUGCAGUAGUCUUUUGAAUGUUACAUAUUUAUUACUACUAUGGUACAUUUUUCAUUCAAGAGUGGGUCAAAUGUACACUACGUGGUUCUCAAUUCACAUGAUUUUAAGUGGCCCUCCAGUAUGACAAAUUCAUUUCAUUAAUGUUGUAGCUUCACUGAGAAGCACUUACCAUAAUGCACACUGACAGAAGUAAAAGCAACAAAAACCUGAUAAAUCUAAUGGUUCCCCAUCAAAAGGGCAACUAGGCCACGCUCAGUUAAUUGUUGUUGUCAAUGAGGAGGGUUUCUGUGUCCAUUCCAAUUGCCUUUAGUCCAAUACAAGAAAUACAAGAGUAGAAAAGAUUUGCAUUAUAGAGCUUUGCAUUAUAGAACCAAUUAUUUAUUAUUUGCAGUGUGUGUUUGUGGAGCCUGUCCAACUCUCUUUCGGCAAAUAGCAUGUGACUGUGACACCAUUAUAACUUUAUGUAUAAUAUGGUUUGAAUGGUAUUUGCAUUUAUUAUGGAUCCCCAUUAGCUGUUGCCAAUGCAGCAGCUGCUCUUCCUGGGGUCCAGAAAAAUUAAGGCAGUUUAUACAAUUUUAAAAAUACAUUCACAGAUUUCACAACACACUGUGUGCCCUCAGGCCCCUACUCCACCACUACCACAUAUCUACAGUACUAAAUCCAUGUGUAUGUGUAGUGCGUAUGUUAUCGUGUGUGUGCCAAUGUUUGUGUUGCUUCACAGUCCCCGCGGUUCCAUAAGGUGUUUUUUUCUCUGUUUUUUAAAUCUAAUUUUACUGCUUGCGUCAAUUACUUGAUGUGGAAUAGAGUUCCAGGUAGUCAUGGCUCUAUGUAGUACUGUGGUCCUCCCAUAGUCUGUUCUGGACGUGGGGACUAUGAAGAGACCUCUUGUGGCAUGUCUUGUGGGGUAUGUAUGGGUGUCUGAGCUGUGUGCUAGUAGUUUAGACAGACAGCUUGGUGCAUUCAACAUGUCAAUACCUCUCACAAAUACAAGUUUGUGACUUUCAGCCAGGAGAGAUUGACCUACAUAUUAUUAAUAUUAGCUGACUGUGUACAUCGAGGGGUCAGCCAUGCUGCCCUGUUCUGAGCCAAUUCCAAUUUUCCGAAGUCCUUUUUUGUGGCACCUGACCACACGACUAAACAGUAGUCAAGAUGUGACUAAACUAGGACCUGUAGGACCUGCCUUGUUGAUAGUGUUGUUAAGGCAGAGCAUUGCUUUAUUAUAGACAGACUGCUCCCUAUCUUAGCUACUACUGCAUCAAUAUGUUUUGACCAUGACAGUUUACAAUCUAGAGUUACUCCAAGCAGUUUAGUCAUCUCAACUAUCACAGUCACAAGCUAUUUGCCACACUUGAAUUUAAGCAAUUUGAGGUACAAUACAAAUGAGACAUAUUGUACUGGACUAAAGUCAAUUGGAAUGUUUUAUACAGGAUAUGGAUCCACCUCUGGGUAACAGAACGUUUUGUACGUGUAGGUGGUAACCAGAUUUGACACUGUUGUUUAAAAGCAGCCCUUAUUCAAAUUGAUUCAUUAUUUGCAAUUGAAUGAAUACAACCCUAGCAAUAAAGUAGCACUACAGUACCCAAUAACGUAGCACUACAGUACCCAAUAACGUAGCACUACAGUACCCAAUAACGUAGCACUACAGUACCCAAUAACGUAGCACUACAGUACCCAAUUGUGUGUAUUUGGGAUGAUACACAGGGGAAGCCUUCGUUAAUUCAUUUGGCAAAAUGUGUCAACAAUAAAAUAAAAAAUCCUAUCCUGUGGGAAUGACAAACCACAUUAUAUUAUUUGAAGAGCACAUACUGUAAGUGGCUUUCUACCGAUCACUUGCUGCGUAGAUCUCACCAUUGUGCUUCUCCGAACAUGUUAAAGAUCCCAUUACCUACAUAGUCUUCCAUACCUGAAUACACUACAUACCACCAUUUACUUGAUUUUCACUGUUGUGCACUCCUAGUUGUAUAGUCUUGGUUUAACUGUCUGAACAACAGUAUGUACAGUAUGUUGGCUUUAAUGUACAGUAAACAAAAGUAGGAGACAUUCUAUUCAAUAGAAAUGAAGGUAUUUUUACAUAUUUUUGGGCCCCAGUAGCUAAUCAUGUCUAUAAAGCCAAUGAGGAUAGUAUAUUAAUAACAGCUGUUUCCAUCUUAAAAUGUCACUGAAUGUGUUGUAUGUAACACAGUCAUAAUACACGUUAUUGAGAUUCUGUUUACUUUCUACCAGAAAGUUAAACAUCAUACCGGUGAAAAAUUACAGUUGUUUGCAAGUAUUUCAAAAGUGUGUAGUAGGAAGACUGUGUCUCGUUGAAUCACUGCAAAGGAAGAGCAGUGGCUGCCAUGUAUGGGUUUGUUGUCUUCAUGUGGUCCUACUUUGCAGAUUUGCUUGCUGUUGUUACAGUUUUCAGUUUGUGUGCUUUGUCAAGUUCACCAGGUCAAAUCAUCUUUCCACUCAAGAUACAAUGUGAGAGAACAUAAGAUGCCAUAAAUAUUUUAGCAUAUUUCUGGAUGCUUUGCAACGAAAUUGGGGAGGAAAAGGUUGUUGUUUUUUUAAACCAAAAAACAUUGCUUUGGGAUAAUUAACUGCAAAUAGUAUAGCAUGAGUGACAAAUAAAGAAGAAAGAAAAUAUAUUACAUACAAAUAUAUCCAUAUAUUUUCUUAGGAAACAAUCAUGGUUCAAGUGCUUUGGCUUUAGCUACAUUGCAAGAUGUUAAAAUAGACAAUCCGCCUUGCUCUCAUCCAUGUUAAGUUUGUAGAAUUACAAAAAUGGACUGGUUUUAAAUGUUUUUUUAUUUAUUUACAUGUAUUAUAUAUAUAUAAAUGUCUAUUAAUGAUCAAAUGAAACUGAAAGUUGUGUUUUCUUUUCUAUUUGCAAAGAUGUGUCUGUCCCUGUACAAAAGUAUGUGUAAAGUGGUUGAGAGAUACCUAAAAAUGAUCAAUUUAAAGUAGACAUUUGUAUUAAGGAUAGGCAAUAUAAAUGAUGUAUGGUACACUUUCUUCUUGUCAUCACCAUACUGUAUGAUCAAUCAC